Owenia fusiformis is the source of this 2502-nucleotide messenger RNA. The record is from the annotation of a GenBank genome assembly. NCBI's taxonomy places the organism in Eukaryota, Metazoa, Annelida, Polychaeta, Sabellida, Oweniidae.
AGAAUCACUGAGAGCAGAGGAAGUUUUGCUAACGAGUGGAACAACACAAAGCCAUGUUCCCUGGAAUAGAUCUAAGGAGAUGGUUUCAACAGAGCUAGAAGAUUUUGAGAAUGGUUUUGCAACAGCAGUGUCUUCUGCAAAGAGCCAAGAUAUCGAGAGACAAAAUGGGACAACAGAAAAUAAUAAUGAUGUUACUCCUGUAACAAACAUGCUAAGGACAACACCAUCUGGACCAAUCAUACGAGACAUUCAUACUUCUAAUAACAGGUCAAUUGAAUUCAGUAAUCAAAGCUCUGCCACACAAUCAAACAACCAAUCAAACCUUUCUCCAGAUGACUUUUUAAUAUAUAAAAUUUUUGAUUUGGGUCGAAAAAUUGCCGUUCCUCUUUCCUUUAUAUUAGGUGUACCAGGAAAUAUUUUGAACAUAAUAAUUUUGCGAAAGCAGAAUUUAGAAAGCUCAACACCAUCCUCAAUGAAUAUCAUCUUGAUUUGUCUUGCAGUAUCUGACAUAGUCAUUCUCGUCGUUGGCACUCCCAGGUAUUUGCUUGCACAUCUUCUAAACUAUGACUACACAGACCAUUUCACUUGGGGAUGCAGAAUGUUUAAAUUUCUUAACUACACAUUCUCCGACCUCUCCUGUUGGCUUGUAAUGUUGAUUGCAUUUGAAAGAUCGAUUGCAACUGGUUGGCCACAUAAGGUAAAGAUUUGGUGCAGUCAUUGUAAGACAAUUGUUAUGAUUAUCUUCUUGGUAUUAUUCCUUGCAUGUGCAAACAGUCAUUUCCUCUAUUGUUUUGGAAUCAUACCGCUUAUGACGAAUCAUACUGAACAAUCCCAGGAUUGUGGUGUUUCUAACGAAAGCUGUUACUAUUAUUCUCUCUACAUUUUCCCUUGGGUUGACUUUGCCCUGUUUGCUUGUAUCCCUGGUUUCUUUGUUGUUUUUGGAAAUGUGUUUGUUCUUCAGCAGGUCUACUCUGCAGCACACAACCGCAAACACACACUUAGCUUCAGAGUCACUCAAAAAGCAAAGGGUGUCACAAAGAUGACAAUUGUGAUGUUUGCAAUAAGCUUUUUCCUGUUACUUAGUGUAAUACCUACCAUAGCUUACCAGUUUUGUUACUCAGCAUUUAAUGAUGAUCUCGAUGACCUUGAUAAAUAUGUUACGGUUAAGGUUAUUGGGAAUUUUAGCAUUAGUGUGUAUUACAUGAACACUGUGAUCAACUUUGUACUGUACAUCAUUUGCUCUCAGCGGUUUAAAGAUGGUUUUAAAUCUCUUUUUUCUUGUUCAGGCCCUAGAGCUACACGACACCAUGGCUGUUAGUGAUCAGUAAUGAAAUUACCGUAAACUUUGACCAUGGUCAGCAAUGGUAUUUUACCAUGGUAUGCCAUGUCUGACUUAAUAUUUCAUGGUCAAGUGUGGCCAUCAAAUACCACUAUAGCAUUGCCAUUUUCAUGACAGUCUUUGAUCAUGGUAUUAUCAUGGCGAUUUCCAUUUUCAAUUAUGAUAGAAUCUUCUCAAUUUCUUGUUGAGAUCAAAUGUUCAAUGCAUGGAGAAAUUAUGGCAUACUUCUAUAGUAGCAGUGACAAGGAUGUUGAGAGAUUUUGGAAUUUUUCAUAUUUAAUAUGUGAAUACUUAGAAGCAUAGAACACUGUCUUAUGACACUCUGGCCAGUAGGUGGCCAUUUUGAGAAAUGGCAGCCAUUUUUAAGUGUGUUAUUUUACGAUUUUCACUAUCACUGGAAAAGUAGAGUGGACUGAUUUAGUAAAUAAAUAUGUAAAUACUUGAAGGAAAAUCACUGAUUAAUGACAAUUUGGCGAAUAAGUGACCGUUUUAAAAAGUUGUGUCCAUUGUAAUGUGUGUUAUUUUAUUAUACUUAUAUAAUAUGUGAACUGAUGAAUUUGUAUAAGCAACAAAUGACCUAAAUGAACCCAUAUAUGGAUGAAUUGUUGAGAUUUAAAUAUGUAUUCUGAUUAAUUUGUAUACACAACAAAUGAUCUUAAAAUGAUCUAAAUGAACCCAUAUAUGGAUGAGCUGUUGAGAUUGAAAUAUGUAUUCUGAUUAAUUUGUAUACACAACAAAUGAUCUUUAAAUGAUCUAAAUGAACCCAUAUAUGGAUGAAUUGUUGAGAUUUAAAUAUGUGAAUUGAUUAAUUUCUAUACACAGCAAAUGAUCUUUAAAGGAUCUAAAUGAACCCAUAUAUGGAUGAGCUGUUGAGAUUGAAAUAUGUGAACUGCUAAAUCUGUAUUCGCAAACAAUGGUCUUAAAAUGAUCUAAAUGAACCUAUAUAUGGAUGAACUGUUGGGAGAACUGUUGAAUUAGUAUUCAUGAUGAUCUUAAAAUGACCUAAAUGAUGACCAUAUAUGGAUGAAUUGUUUGGGGAACUGUUGGAAUUGUACAUAUGAAGAAUGAUCUUAAAAAACAAACUUACGAAACUUUUUCUGUAAUCUUCAACUGUUGUUUACAGUAUGUACUGAGAAAGCUUUGGGUUUGUGAAGUUGCUUAUU